Messenger RNA from Fragaria vesca subsp. vesca, 753 nucleotides. RefSeq names its product immediate early response 3-interacting protein 1-like. The transcript is spliced from 3 exons. Bases 113 to 346 code for a protein of 77 amino acids. The record is from RefSeq and is a predicted model, not a curated record. Gene Ontology annotation, biological process: endoplasmic reticulum to Golgi vesicle-mediated transport. Lineage: Eukaryota; Viridiplantae; Streptophyta; Magnoliopsida; Rosales; Rosaceae. Gene Ontology annotation, cellular component: endoplasmic reticulum membrane; COPII-coated ER to Golgi transport vesicle; Golgi membrane.
GGAAGAAUUGGAAACAAAGGAAAUUACAAGCAAGGACUCUUCGUCUUUGAAAGCCUUUCACAUCUUCAAGUCUCUCUCUCUUUCUCAGAGAUCAGGAGCCACAGUUAGGUAAAUGGGUUUGUGGACGCUACUUGAAGGCUUCUUGCUUCUUGCAAAUGCUCUAGCAAUAUUAAAUGAGGACCGCUUCCUUGCGCCUAGGGGUUGGAGCUUCUCAGAAUUCUCUGUGGGCAGGACAAAGUCAUUGAAGGGACAAAUUAUAGGCCUCAUUUAUGCAACACAGUAUCUGAGAGUUCCUCUGGUGCUACUCAAUUCUAUCUUCAUUGUUGUAAAAUUGAUAUCUGGAUGAUGCCAAAGAGGUUUUGUGCAGAUUCAUCGAAUUACGAUCGGGAGUCUGCCAAUUGCCACUUGCAUCUUCUGUUUCCGGGAGAGCUGCAGCGUUAAGCUGUUAGAUAGUGUUUGCGUUCUUGAAGUAGAUCUUUCACCUCGGUGUUCGGAACCUGUUUGACUUUAGAUAGUAAUUGUUUGGAAAUAUCUGUCUCAAAUCAUGAUAAAGUUGUCUUCUUGAUUGGUUUUAUAUGACUAUGCAAUCCUUAUUCUUGUGAAUGAAGAACUAUGUUCAUUGGCAGGCUCCGGCCUCUGAAAAUCAGCACCAAUAAGAACUUGUGAUCUCUGAUAACAUUAGUAAGAACUAAGUACUGUUUACCCAAAACAAUUCAGCAGUCAAUUGUUAUUCAAAAGGAAUAAUUAUUAUAU